Lasiosphaeria miniovina is the source of this 1586-nucleotide messenger RNA. RefSeq names its product Fibrillarin-domain-containing protein. The coding region runs from base 163 to 1167 and encodes 334 amino acids. The transcript has 12 exons. The record is from RefSeq and is a predicted model, not a curated record. Gene Ontology annotation, molecular function: rRNA methyltransferase activity; RNA binding; histone H2AQ104 methyltransferase activity. Lineage: Eukaryota; Fungi; Ascomycota; Sordariomycetes; Sordariales; Lasiosphaeriaceae. Gene Ontology annotation, biological process: box C/D sno(s)RNA 3'-end processing; rRNA methylation. Gene Ontology annotation, cellular component: box C/D methylation guide snoRNP complex; small-subunit processome; nucleolus.
UUUGCGUUUAGCUUUGGCAAGCUCUUCGAGCACCUUGAGAACGACACGCGAAUUUUCACCAACUGUGUCUCGACCAAGGCUCUCUCGUACACCCCACCCUGCUUUUGACAGACCUGCUACCACGGCGGGUAUUACUUAUACGCGAGCACGAAAAUCAACAUAAUGGGCUUUGAUCGCGGUGGGAGAGGCGGCGGUGACCGUGGCAGGGGCGGCGGAGGCUUCCGCGGCGGCGAUCGCGGCGGGAGCAGAGGAGGCGGUGAUCGCGGUCGCGGUGGGUUCAGAGGAGGCGGCCGUGGAGGUUUUGCAUCUGGCGGUCGCGGUGCCCCGCGCGGUGGUGGUCGUGGUGCGCCAUUCAGAGGAGGUGGCCGUGGUGGUGACCGUGGAGGUCGCGGAGGCCGUGGCGGCGCCGCCGGUGGAGCAGGAGGAAGAAAGGUUAUUGUUGAGCCUCAUCGUCACAAGGGCGUUUUCGUCGCACGCGGCGGAAAAGAGGAUCUCCUCGCCACCGCAAACCUUGUCCUCGGCGAGUCUGUCUACGGCGAGAAGAGGAUCUCAGUAGAAAACCCUUCCAAGGGCGAAGAUGGUGCGGCCGCAACAAAGACAGAAUACCGAAUUUGGAAUCCUUUCCGAAGCAAGCUUGCCGCCGGUAUUCUUGGUGGCCUCGAGACCAUCUAUAUGAAGCCCGGAUCCAAAGUACUUUACCUCGGUGCCGCCUCUGGUACAUCAGUAUCUCAUGUUGCUGACAUCGUCGGGCCAACUGGCGCGGUAUACGCCGUCGAAUUCUCCCAUCGCUCGGGACGUGAUCUUAUCAACAUGGCGACUCGCCGAACAAAUGUUAUCCCUAUCGUCGAAGAUGCUCGCAAGCCUUCGGCCUACCGAAUGCUCCUCCCAAUGGUGGAUGUUAUCUUUGCCGAUGUUGCGCAGCCUGAUCAAGCCAGAAUUGUUGGAAUUAACGCCAGGCUCUUCCUGAAGCAGGGUGGUGGACUUCUGAUCUCUAUCAAGGCCAGUUGCAUUGACAGCACAGCACCUCCCGAGCAGGUCUUUGCCAGCGAAGUACAGAAGCUCAGAGAAGACAAAUUCUUCCCUAAGGAACAGCUGACACUGGAGCCUUACGAGCGUGACCAUGCUAUGGUAUCCUGCGUCUACCUCCAGAGGGAGUUCCAGGACUAGGAUACAAGUUCGGAUCAUGGUAUCGUCCGUUGCCCUACUCGAGGGCCCUCUCACAUUACUCGGUGUUCGACUAGCUAGAUGGAGUUCUUGAGUCGGGAAAGGCGAAUGGCGUUUGGACGUGCUUGUUGUGUCUGCAUGUGUGAGUAAGAGAAUGUAACCGGGGUUGAGAUUUUAUCCUAAAAGCGCAGGCUCAGUUAACUCGCGUCGCGAUUCUGUGUCUCAGUGACCAUACAGCCAUCCAGACCCACCUUGAGGCCUUGGAUUUGCCGUGGGAAUCGUGGAGGCCGUGCAAGCUGCUUCGGGUUCGUUAUCUACAAUCCGGGCUUCGGGUAUGGAAUCGAUGCAUUGGAGCUUCUUGGACUCGGUAUAUUUUUAUUAGGGUGGUUAUCGGUUCGGGAAAUAAAAAAAAAUUCACACCA